Messenger RNA from Arabidopsis lyrata subsp. lyrata, 1109 nucleotides. RefSeq names its product phylloplanin. The coding region runs from base 328 to 885 and encodes 185 amino acids. NCBI's taxonomy places the organism in Eukaryota, Viridiplantae, Streptophyta, Magnoliopsida, Brassicales, Brassicaceae. The transcript is spliced from 2 exons. The record is from RefSeq and is a predicted model, not a curated record.
AUAUUCAUGGAUAAAUUAUAGAAUGUCUAGGAAAGAAUCAUACACAGUUGAAACUACAUUUUAGGAUCCGUGUUUUACGAUCAAACCUAGGGACGAUUUAAAUUGUAUAAUACAGUAAACGUAUCAUUAGCGAUUUAAAUAUAAAGGGGCAAAAUAAAUAGGAGGGGUGAGAUCUAUAAAACUUGUUCUAUAAAUAGAGCUGCAUGGGGAAGACACUUUAUCACAUCCAAAACCAAAAGCAACACAAACACACACCAAAAAAAACAAAAUACAUUUACUUUCUACUCAACAGUUUCAACUAAAGAUUUCUAUAGUAACCCUACAAACAUGGCAAUGUUAAAGAACAAACACAUGACCGUCUCACUGAUCUUGGUGUGUCUCAUUGUGGUGUCUCCAAUGGCUGAGGCUCAGCUUGGACUUGGUGGUGGUGGUGGUGGUGGUGGUGGUGGUCUUAUUGGGGGUCUUGGUGGUCUUGUUGGUGGUCUUGGUGGUCUUGUCGGUGCUCUUGUUGGUGGUAUUCUCAAUCUCGUCAAUAUAAAUGGGGUUGUCUUUUGCUCUCUCAAUGGCGCUCUCAAUGGCACUUCCACUCCUGCUUUCGCUAAUGCAGGAGUUCAGCUCCAGUGCGGAAGGCAAAACAGAGUCGUUUCAACAGCGACCACGAACGCUGCCGGAUUAUUCACGCUUCCUACAGACACAAUUCAGAUGUUACUUUCCACACUCCUCUCUGAUUGUCGGGUCGUCGUCACGACCCCUCUCUCCACCUGCAACGCCAACCUCCCUUCCGUUGGCAACCUCGUCUCACGGUUAGCCAUGAUCGGGAACAGCCUUACCGGCCUCCUCAACAUCAUCAGUAUCAUCCCUGCCGGCUUUGGUCUCCUUACCUGAUUUCAAACUAUUUAUAUAUACUCUAUGUUCGGUUACAGUGUGUUUCCCUUUUGUUAUAUGUUUUGUGUGAUGGCCAUUUACGUUUACUUGCGUGUGCAUGAAUAAGGUCUAUAUAGGGCUUACGUCUCAACGUUUAAAGUCUUCUGUUGUAACUUUUUUUUUUCUCCAUUCUGCAUGUAUAAUGCUUUUGUGAAAUGAUACAAACAAUUUCCCUUUUCAAAUAA